Daucus carota subsp. sativus is the source of this 1188-nucleotide messenger RNA. RefSeq lists its product as uncharacterized. Gene Ontology annotation, molecular function: catalytic activity. NCBI's taxonomy places the organism in Eukaryota, Viridiplantae, Streptophyta, Magnoliopsida, Apiales, Apiaceae. The coding region runs from base 1 to 1188 and encodes 395 amino acids. The transcript has 2 exons. The record is from RefSeq and is a predicted model, not a curated record.
AUGAAUGUGUUAAGCUGGAACUGUCAGGGGUUGGGGAACCUUAAGAGAGUUCGUGUUCUUUGUGAUUUGAUAAAAUCACAUAAACCCGAUGUCCUUUUUCUUUCUGAAACUAUUUCAAAAGCAGAUAGUAUAGAGCAACUUCGUAUUAAGUUUGGUUUUUCUCAAUGUUUCGCAAUAAAUUGUAUUGGUCGUAGUGGUGGUCUUGGUAUCUUUUGGCGUAACAACGCAGCUUGUGAAAUAAAUGGGUACUCCCAGAAUCAUGUUGAUAUUCUUUUUAAACAUAAUAACACCGUUAGUUGGCGUCUUACGUGUUUUUAUGGGUUCCCUGAAAGAUCAAGGCGUCAGAACUCAUGGAACCUUAUUUGCAAUCUAGCAAAUUUGUCUGAUCUCCCGUGGUGUAUCGUGGGAGAUUUCAAUGAUCUCCUUUAUGAUUCGGACAAAUGGGGCGGAGUUCCACAUCCCAGAAGCUUAAUGGAGGGUUUUCGAAAUGCUAUAGAUGACAGUCUGCUUGCUGAGCUUGAUCUUUAUGGAGGCAAAUUCACCUGGGAACGAUGUCGAGGCAAACCAGGGUGGGUGAAGGAAAGACUCGAUAGGUGUUUUGCUAAUCAGGCCUGGUGGAAUCUAUUCCCUCUCUGUAAGCUUUCAGUAUCUCAUGCUUCAGCUUCGGAUCACGAUCCAUUACUCUUAGACCUGCUCAUCUCAGUGUCGAGUUUCAUGGCUCGUUGGGGCAGAAACUUCUUCCACAAAUUCCGGGAUAAAGUCAAAAAACAGAAAGAGAUAGUAGCUAGCUUUUCCGACCGAACUGAUAUGCCAGGAGUGGAACAGUAUUUCAUUGAGAAAGAAAAGCUAAAUGUAUUGUUGCUUCAUGAGGAAACUUAUUGGAAACAACGAGCGAAGAAUUACUGGCUAGCUGAGGGCGAUGCGAAUACAAAGUUUUUUCAUGCCACUGCUUCUGCAAGAAAGAGAACAAAUCAUAUUGCAUUUCCAGAGAACGAUGAGGGUGAGCAAAUUCAUAACCAUGAGGAUAUGUGCCAAGUUGUUAAGGGCUAUUUCACAGAGGUGUUUUCGAGGGGCAGAAGUCAUAAUGCUAGUCCCAAUCUGCCAUCUGAUAGGCGUGUCACAGCGGCUCAGAAUGCAGAUCUUGUGGCUGAAGUGACAUUUGAGGAAUUUACAACUGCAGUUAAAUAG